Arvicola amphibius (Eurasian water vole) is the source of this 1686-nucleotide messenger RNA. It is a transcript of the gene Arsb, whose product is annotated as arylsulfatase B. NCBI's taxonomy places the organism in Eukaryota, Metazoa, Chordata, Mammalia, Rodentia, Cricetidae. Bases 96 to 1685 code for a protein of 529 amino acids. The record is from RefSeq and is a predicted model, not a curated record. The transcript is spliced from 8 exons.
CGCCCGGGUGAAUGAAAUCUUGCCGGGGCCCCGGGUCACUCAGUUCCUGAUUCGGUCCGGGAGAACAGCAGCUCGGGCUCAGCCGGCUGCAAAGGAUGGGGGAGCCGAGGGGAUGCACCGGGAGGCAGGCCCGAGGCCUCGGGCUGCAGCUGCAGCUGCUGUCGCUGCUGCUCCUGCAGCCGUCGCCGGGCUGGGCCUCCGGGGCUGCCCGGCCGCCCCACGUAGUCUUCGUGCUGGCAGACGACCUGGGCUGGAACGACGUGGGCUUCCACGGCUCGGUCAUCCGCACGCCGCACCUGGAUGCGCUGGCGGCCGGCGGGGUGGUCCUGGACAAUUACUACGUGCAGCCGCUGUGCACACCCUCGCGGAGCCAGCUGCUCACCGGGCGCUACCAGAUCCAUAUGGGCUUACAGCAUUACCUCAUCAAGACCUGUCAGCCCAGCUGUGUUCCCCUGGAUGAAAAACUCCUGCCCCAGCUCCUAAAGGAAGCAGGCUAUGCUACGCAUAUGGUCGGAAAAUGGCACCUGGGAAUGCGCCAGAAAGAAUGUCUGCCAACACGCCGAGGAUUCGAUACCUACUUUGGCUAUCUCCUCGGCAGUGAAAACUAUUACACCCACGAGGUCUGCGCACUAAUUGAGCCUUUGAAUGUUACGCGGUGUGCUCUUGAUUUCCGAGACGGCGAAGAACCCGCGACAGAGUAUACAAAUAUUUAUUCAACAAACAUAUUUAGCAAAAGGGCUACAACCCUCAUAGCUAACCACCCACCAGAGAAGCCGCUGUUCCUCUACCUUGCUCUCCAGUCUGUCCACGAUCCCCUUCAGGUCCCUGAAGAAUACAUGAAGCCGUAUGAAUUUAUCCAAGAUAAGCACAGACGUAUUUAUGCAGGGAUGGUGUCUCUCAUGGACGAAGCAGUGGGAAAUGUCACCGCAGCCUUGAAAAACCAUGGGCUCUGGAACAACACGGUGUUCAUCUUCUCCACAGACAAUGGUGGGCAGACUCUGUCUGGGGGCAACAACUGGCCGCUUCGCGGAAGGAAAUGGACCCUGUGGGAAGGAGGCAUCCGUGGAGUGAGCUUUGUGGCAAGCCCCUUGCUGAAACAGAAAGGCGUGAAGAGCCGGGAACUCAUUCACAUCUCGGACUGGCUUCCAACACUGGUGAAUCUGGCUCGGGGAAGCACCAACGGGACCAAGCCUCUGGAUGGCUUCGAUGUGUGGAGAACCAUCAGUGAAGGAAUCCCAUCCCCCAGAGUGGAACUGCUGCAUAACAUUGACCGGGACUUCUUUGACAGUUCACCGUGUCCUGGCAAGAGCAUGGCUGCAGAAAAGAACGAUUCUUUUCCAUUAGAAUAUUCUCCCUUUAACACAUCGAUUCAUGCUGGGAUUAGAUACAAAAACUGGAAACUCCUCACGGGCUACCCAGGCUGUGGUUACUGGAUCCCGCCUCCAUCUCAAUCCAACGUUUCUGAGAUCCCGUCACUGGACUCAUCCACCAAGACUGUCUGGCUGUUUGAUAUCGAUCAGGACCCUGAAGAAAAACACGAUCUAUCCCGGGAGCAUCCCCACAUCGUCCUGAAGCUCCUUUCCCGCCUGCAGCACUACCACGAGCACUCUGUGCCUUCCUACUUCCCACCCAUGGACCCCCGCUGUGAUCCCAAGGAUACUGGUGUGUGGAGCCCCUGGAUGUAGA